UUCUGGGCGCCAGGGUCUGCACCGAAACAUGGCAGAGGUUGGGUCCAAGUCAGUGCUGUUCGUGUGUCUCGGUAACAUCUGCCGGUCACCCAUUGCAGAAGCAGUGUUCAGAAAAUUGGUAACUGAUGAAAACGUUUCAGAUAACUGGGCCAUUGACAGCAGCGCCGUUUCCGACUGGAACGUGGGCCGGCCCCCAGACCCAAGAGCUGUCAGCUGCCUAAGAAAUUAUGGCAUUAGCACAGCCCAUAAGGCAAGACAGAUUACAAGAGAAGACUUUGCCACAUUCGAUUAUAUACUGUGUAUGGAUGAAAGCAAUCUGAGAGAUCUGAAUAGAAAAAGUAAUCAAGUUAAAAACUGCAAAGCUAAAAUCGAGCUACUUGGGAGCUAUGAUCCACAGAAGCAGCUCAUUAUUGAAGAUCCCUAUUAUGGCAAUGACUCUGACUUCGAGGUGGUGUACCAGCAAUGCCUUAGUGCCAAGGCCUUCCUGGAGAAGACUCACUAG
This is a messenger RNA of Rattus rattus (black rat), 502 nucleotides long. Its product is annotated as low molecular weight phosphotyrosine protein phosphatase-like. Gene Ontology annotation, biological process: protein dephosphorylation. Gene Ontology annotation, molecular function: non-membrane spanning protein tyrosine phosphatase activity; acid phosphatase activity. Lineage: Eukaryota; Metazoa; Chordata; Mammalia; Rodentia; Muridae. Gene Ontology annotation, cellular component: cytoplasm. The record is from RefSeq and is a predicted model, not a curated record.